AUGAGUGCCGUCGAUGUGAAGAAGGACGACAAAGCCGAUUUUGGCGACGCCAACCCGCGCGUGGUCACAAAACCUGUCAGUAAUCUCGGUGACGAAGUUCUGGAUGACGAUGAUGCGGCGCUUGCACAGCGUGUCGGGCAUCGUUCAGAAUUUGCUCGUGAGUUCAAGAGCUUCUCAACUAUAUCCUUUGCGUUCGCCAUUAUGGGUCUUGUCUCUUCUAUUGCAACCACGUUUGCUAGUCCCUUCACGCUCGGUGGUCCUGCAAGCACGGUCUGGGCCUGGUUCAUGGGUUCCAUUUUCAACAUGACUAUAGGCACAGCCAUCGCUGAGCUCGUUUCGGCUUCCCCUUCGGCCGGUGGUCUGUACUCUGCAAGUGGCCUUCUGGUCCCCCACAAGUACCGCGCCACUGUGGCAUGGGUGACUGGUUGGCUGAACCUGACUGGUCAGAUUGCCGGUAUUGCGGGCACAGAGUACGGUUUGGCUCAAAUGAUUUACGCUUGGGCAAAUGUGAUUUCCGACGGUAGUUUUUCGGCUAACAGGCAUGAAACCGUUGGUCUGUACUAUGCACUUCUUGUUAUUCACGGAAUCAUCAAUUCCUUGGAUUCAAAAACUCUGGCGCGCAUGACAAGUGGCUAUGUAAUCGUGAACCUUGGCAUUACGUUCGUUAUUAUCAUCACGCUCCUUGCUACGACACCACUGCAUGAAAUGUGGGGUCCUUCUUACACGUUCGGAACGAUCAUUAACCAGUCUGGCUGGGAAGGCCAGGGAGGCACAGCGAUUUCUUUCUUGUUUGGUCUCUUGUCUGUGCAGUUUGUUAUGACCGACUACGACGCUACGGCUCACAUAUCAGAAGAGGUCCACCGCGCCUCCAUCGCAGCACCCGUGGCUAUCAUGGUAGCUGUUGCAGGCACAGGUAUGGUGGGCUGGCUUCUGAACAUUGUGUUGGUGAUCACCUCCGGCGACGUCGUACAUCAAGAUGUGGAUGACAUGCCAGGUGGACUUCCAAUGGCACAAAUCAUGGUGAAUCGUAUGCACAAGGUCGGAUUCCUUGUCGUUUGGCCUUUUGUUUGUCUCGUUGCAUUUUUUGUUGUGACCACAGCUAUGCAAGCGAAUGCGCGUUCCUUCUAUGCUUUUUCGCGUGAUCAUGGUCUUCCUGAUAAAGGCUUUUUCGCCAAGAUUUACAAACGCACUGGCACAACAGUUAAUGCCGUUUGGCUCGUUGUGUUGUGCUGCAUUAUUCUGGGUUUGCUUGGCUUCAUCUCGCAAUAUGCCAUCAAUGCCAUUUUCGCUUUGGCUGCGUUGGGUAUGGAUAUCUCAUAUUUGAUCCCGAUUGUUUGCCGGCAAAUUUUCCAAGAUCACCCAGAGGUCAUGUUUAAACCGGGUCCAUUCACGCUUGGACGUGGAUUUUUUGGACGCCUGAUCAAUGGAAUUGCUAUUCUCUGGACCAUAUUUGAAUGCACAGUUCUGAGUAUCCCUCAAGAGAUGCCAAUUGACGAGAAGAAUUUCAAUUAUUCCUGGGUCAUUAUGCUUGGUGUGCUAUUCCUCUCUUUAAUUUGGUAUGUCGCGCAUGCACAUAGGCAUUACCAUGGACCUCGCAGCACCAUGAGCCCGGAACAACUUGCCAAACUGGACGAAGGGGUAAAGGAUGAGGAGAAGUAG
Molecule: messenger RNA, 1659 nt
Organism: Malassezia globosa CBS 7966
Lineage: Eukaryota; Fungi; Basidiomycota; Malasseziomycetes; Malasseziales; Malasseziaceae
Exons: 1
Coding region: 1-1659 (552 amino acids)
Biological process (GO): amino acid transport; transmembrane transport
Cellular component (GO): membrane
Molecular function (GO): transmembrane transporter activity
Source: RefSeq, a predicted model, not a curated record